This is a messenger RNA of Phragmites australis (common reed), 2506 nucleotides long. Its product is annotated as cation/H(+) antiporter 15-like. Gene Ontology annotation, biological process: regulation of pH; proton transmembrane transport. Gene Ontology annotation, cellular component: endomembrane system; membrane. The transcript is spliced from 2 exons. Lineage: Eukaryota; Viridiplantae; Streptophyta; Magnoliopsida; Poales; Poaceae. Gene Ontology annotation, molecular function: antiporter activity. The coding region runs from base 5 to 2506 and encodes 833 amino acids. The record is from RefSeq and is a predicted model, not a curated record.
GAGGAUGGCGGCGACGGUGGUGAGCGACCCUCUGGAGGAGCUUUGGAACCACACGAUGUCGGCGGACAGGUCGCACCUGCUGUGCUUCUACCCGAGCAAGAUCACCAUGAGCGGCAUCUGGUUGGGCGACAGCCCGCUCGACUUCUCCCUCCCGCUCCUUCUCUUCCAGAUCCUCGUCGUCACCUCCACCACCCGCGCCGCCGCCCUCAUCCUCUCCCCGCUCGGCCUCCCGAGCUACAUAGCCGAGAUCCUCGCCGGCUUCCUCCUCGGCCCCUCCGUGCUCGGCCGCCUCCCGCACUUCUCCAACAUCGUCUUCCCCACGCGCAGCCUCUUCGUCCUCGACUCCAUGUCCCUCCUCGGCCUCAUCUACUACACUUUCACCAUCGGCGUCGAGAUCGAGCUCCACACCGUCCUCAGCGCCGGACCACGCAGCUUCUGGUUCGCCGCCGCGUCAGCGCUCCCGCCCUUCCUCGUCGGCGCCACCACGGGGUACAUCGCGCUCAGCACCGACGACUCCCGGAAAACAAAGGGCCAGUUCCUCAACAGCCUCUCCUUCCCAAUCUUCCUCGGCGCCACCUUCUGCUCCACCGCUUUCUCCGUGCUCGCGCGCAACAUCGCCGAGCUCAAGCUCGCCGGCACCGACGUCGGCCAGCUCUCCAUCUCCGCCUCGCUCAUCAACGACACUUUCGCCUGGGCCGGGCUCACCGUCGCCACGGCGCUCGCGCACGUGCGCUACGGCCUGCUCCCGUCCGUCUGGACGCUCGUGUCGGGCCUCCUCAUCUUCGCCGCGAGCUACCUUCUCGUCCGGCCCAUGUUCGUGCGGCUGGCGCGUCGCGCGGCCGAAGGAGCGGUGGUCAGCGAGGUGCAGGAGUGCUCGGUGCUCAUCGGCGUCAUGGUCGCCGCGCUCGUGGCGGACGCUGGGGGCACGCACGCGAUAUUCGGCGCGUUCGUGUUCGGCCUCGCCGUGCCCAACGGGCCGAUCGGCGUGGCACUGGUGGAGAAGGUGGAGGACUUCGUGGUCGGGACGCUACUGCCGCUCUUCUUCGCGAUGAGCGGCCUCCGCACGGACACCGCCAAGGUCACCAACACGCACGCGGCGGUGCUGUUGAUGGUGGCUGCACUGGCUGCAGCGAUCCUGAAGGUGGUCGCCGCUGUCGGCGUGGCCAGGGCGUCCGGCAUGCCUCUUCAUGACGGCACAUCCAUAGGGCUGCUGCUCAACACCAAGGGCGUCAUCGAGCUCGUCAUCCUCAACAUUGCAAGGAACAAAAGGAUCAUGAGCGACCAGUCGUUCACGGUGCUGGUGUUCAUGUCGGCGCUGAUCACCGCGCUGGUGACCCCGCUCCUGGCCAUGGUGGUCAAGCCGGCACGCCGCCUCGUCUUCUACAAGCGCCGGACCAUCGCGUGGCCGCAGCCAGACGCGGAGCUCCGUAUCCUCGCCUGCGUCCACGUGCCCCGCGACGUCCCCGCGCUCCUCACGCUCCUCGACGUCGCCUCGCCCUCCAACCGCUCGCCUGUCGCCGUCCACGCUCUGCACCUCAUCGAGUUUGCCGGCCGUUCCUCCGCCCUCCUCCUCAUCAACGCCUCCGCGCCAACGUCUUCGUUUUCUUCCCCUGAGAGCUCGGCGCAUGGCCGCAGCCAGGUGGAGAUGCAGUUCAAGCACAUCGCCCACGCCUUCAUGGCGUACGAGGAGAAUGUGGUGGGCGCCUCGGCGCGCACGUUCGCUGCCGUCUCGCCGUACGCGUCCAUGCAUGACGACGUCGCCGCUGCCGCCGAGGACCAGCACUCGGCGCUGAUCCUGCUACCCUUCCACAAGAACCGGUCGGUGGACGGCGGCAUGGAGGUGUUCCACCCAGCGAUCCAGUCGCUGAACACCAACGUGCAGCGCUUCUCGCCGUGCACGGUGGGCAUCCUCGUGGACCGCGGCCUGGGCAGCGUGCCCGGGGUCGGGUGCCGCGUGGCGGCGCUCUUCUUCGGCGGGCGCGACGACCGCGAGGUGGUGGCCCUGGCGACCCGCAUGGCACAUAACCCAGGCAUCGACCUGACGGUGCUCCGGUUCGUCCAGAAGGGCGGGAGCUUCACGGCGAGCGAGUUCGACACGCUGAAGGAGCGCAAGGCCGACGACGGGUGCCUGCGGGAGUUUUUGGACCGGGCCAACAGCGUGGGCAGCGGCAGCGGCGCGACGGUGGAGUACCGGGAGCGGGGCGUGUUCAACGCGAGCGAGAUGGUGGCGCAAAUACGGGAGGUGGAGGCGUCGGGGAAGGACCUGCUGGUGGUGGGGAAGGUGCCGGGGUUGUCGGCGCUGACGGCGGGGAUGGCGGAGUGGAGCGAGUGCCCUGAGCUGGGGCCGAUCGGGGACCUGCUGGCGUCGAGGGACUUCCAGACGACGGCGUCGGUACUGGUGGUGCAGUCGUACGAGAGGCCAGUGGUGGGAGGGGUGUCAGCGGAGCUGGGCCUGGGCGGCGACAGCCUGCCCGCGGCUGCAAGGCCGCCACGGCGAGGUCGGUAG